Tachysurus vachellii is the source of this 2205-nucleotide messenger RNA. RefSeq names its product DEAD-box helicase 19a (gene ddx19a). The transcript is spliced from 12 exons. Gene Ontology annotation, biological process: poly(A)+ mRNA export from nucleus. The record is from RefSeq and is a predicted model, not a curated record. The coding region runs from base 176 to 1609 and encodes 477 amino acids. Gene Ontology annotation, molecular function: RNA binding; RNA helicase activity; ATP binding. NCBI's taxonomy places the organism in Eukaryota, Metazoa, Chordata, Actinopteri, Siluriformes, Bagridae. Gene Ontology annotation, cellular component: cytoplasmic stress granule; nucleus.
AAUAAACUGAUUUUAUAAUUCAUUUGCGCUAUUUUUGACACGCAGGAACAAAAGUUUCGUUUUUCAGAAACCAGACCGGACAACUGAUGAAGAAACACCGAACCGUUAGAAGCUCAGAAACUCAGUAUAUCAUAUAAAUCAGUGUGUUUUAAAAAGUUCACAGAAUUAAAAAAAAAUGGAUUCUGACUCUUGGGCUUUGUCUGUUGAUCAACAAGAAGCAACAACCAAAACAAGUGAAGUGCUGUGGAUUAGAGAGCGGCGAGUCAUCCCGAAAACUGACGCGAAAGAAACAGCAAAACCUCCAGAUGGUGACAAAUCAGAUGAAGAAGAAAAAGAGGACAGAGCCGCACAGUCUCUUCUGAAUAAAUUAAUCAGGAACAGAAUCGUCAACAACACGAACCAGGUGGAGGUGCUUCAGAGAGACCCGAAUUCACCACUCUACUCCGUCAAGACAUUCGAAGAGCUGCGUCUAAAACCUCAGCUGCUGCAGGGCGUCUAUGGAAUGGGCUUCAACAGACCUUCAAAAAUCCAGGAGACUGCGUUGCCGAUGAUGCUGGCAGAACCACCUCAGAACCUGAUCGCUCAGUCUCAGUCCGGAACAGGGAAAACCGCCGCCUUCGUACUGGCCAUGCUGAGCCACGUUCACCCAGCAAACAAAUGGACCCAGUGUUUGUGCAUCUCUCCAACCUAUGAGCUUGCCCUACAGAUAGGUAAGGUUGUGGAGCAGAUGGGCAAGUUCUACCCUGAGGUGAAACUGGCUUACGCCAUUCGAGGAAAUAGAAUUGAUGGAGCAAUCCAGGAGCAAAUCGUGAUCGGCACCCCAGGCACCAUGUCCGACUGGUUAACCAAAAAAAAGUUGAUCGACCCAAAGAAAAUUCGGGUGUUUGUACUGGACGAGGCUGACGUCCUGAUCGGCAUUCAGGGUCACCAAGACCAAUGCAUCCGCAUCCAGAGGAAGCUGCCCAAAGACUGUCAGAUGCUGCUCUUCUCUGCAACCUUUGAGGACACGGUGUGGCAGUUUGCCGAGCGCCUCGUCCCCGAUCCCAACAUCAUCCGACUGAAGAGAGAGGAGGAAACCCUGGACACCAUCAAGCAGUAUUAUGUGCUAAGCAGAAACACAAAUGACAAGUUCAACGCACUGUGCAACAUCUACGGCGCGAUCACGAUCGCACAAGCCAUGAUCUUUUGCCAUACUCGCAAAACAGCUGCCAAGCUGUCAAAAAUGAUGGCAGAAGAGGGUCACCAGGUGGCGCUGCUGAGCGGAGAAUUGACGGUUGAACAAAGAGCAGACAUCAUCCAGCGCUUCAGAGACGGCAAAGAGAAAGUGCUGAUAACCACAAAUGUGUGUGCAAGAGGUAUUGACGUAGAGCAGGUUUCUGUGGUGAUCAACUUUGACCUUCCACUGGACAAAGACAGCAACCCAGACAACGAGACCUACCUGCAUAGGAUCGGCAGGACGGGGCGCUUCGGCAAGCGAGGCCUGGCCAUCAACAUGGUGGACAGCGAGCAGAGCAUGGCCGUGCUCAGAGCCAUCGAGGAACACUUCAAUAAGAAAAUAGUGAAGCUGGACACAGAAGACCCUGAUGAAAUUGAAAAGAUUGCACACUGAGGUGACGUAGAAAAGAAAAUGCACUACAGAAGAACAAAACACUAACAUUUACUGUCUAGUGUUAUCUCACGAGUUCUCACUUGAAUUUCUCAGUUUACCUUUGCCAAAAAAACUAUCCUUAGCUGAUAGUUAAUGGUUUUUUUUGGUUUGUUUGUUUUUUGGGGAGUUAACACACUUUCCGUGUUCAGUAACAACUCGGCUCAGUAUAUGAAGCCACUUAAUUACUGAGGGGUUUUGGAGGAAUAAUUACGUUAUCACUGCUGUGUUUUCUGCUGUGACAUGAACACCUUUUGGACUAACCACAUUCUGAUGUGCUGUGGAAAGCACACUGGCUCCACAACAACCAAAGGGCAUAUUGAAGACAUUCCUUAAGAGUAAUAUGUAAUAUUACCAAACUAAAUUUUCACACAUCUGUUUCAGAGAGAUGUUUAUCCUUUGUGAUACGAGGAGUAAAAUAAAACAGUUUCUUUUUUGGAUCUAAAGAGAUAUUUGAUUGAUUUUUUUGAUCUGAUUUUUGGGAUCAGUUAUUGUGUGUUUACUGACAUAUUCCUGGAUGAUUAGGGAUAGUUACAUUCGUGGGUUUUUUUUUUUUCUUU